Drosophila serrata is the source of this 2672-nucleotide messenger RNA. RefSeq names its product retinoid X receptor ultraspiracle (gene usp). Gene Ontology annotation, cellular component: nucleus. Gene Ontology annotation, biological process: regulation of DNA-templated transcription. Gene Ontology annotation, molecular function: zinc ion binding; nuclear steroid receptor activity; sequence-specific DNA binding. NCBI's taxonomy places the organism in Eukaryota, Metazoa, Arthropoda, Insecta, Diptera, Drosophilidae. The record is from RefSeq and is a predicted model, not a curated record.
CGUGGUGACUUUGCCUUUGUUGAGAAAAAAUGUCGACGCGAAAAAAGGUUUAAUCAAUUCAUAUUAGUCAGAAAGUCUGGCAUUCUUUGUUUCUUUGUUUGUUGCUAAAAAGGCGCAAUUGUGUGCCAGCGCGCUGCAAAGUGCGCCCCAACCACUGCAGCGGGGGAUUAUAUAAAUGCGGCAAGUGCUGCACCACGAAUUGAAAAUCUGGCAAAACUGCAACCGAAGCGACGGACAGCAGCAACAGCAACAGCAGCAGCAGCAGCAGCUCCAUUCACUUGGACGCAGCGGGGGCGCAAGAGCGGAUAAGCGGACGGACGGACGGACACGGUGGCGUUGGCGUUGGCAAUUGGCAAAGUGAAACCGAGAGAGCGGCGGCGAAAGCAAGCUGACGCGCGACAAGGAGAGAGCUGAGCAGAGCGAGGCGUGCAAAAAGAGAAACCAGGAGGAGUAGACACGACAUCGCUGCUCUCGGGAAGAUGGAUAACUGCGACCAGGACGCCAGCUUUCGGCUGGGCCACAUCAAGGAGGAGGUCAAGCCGGAUAUUUCGCAGCUGAACGACAGCAACAACAGCAGCUUCUCGCCAAAGGCCGAGAGUCCCGUGCCCUUCAUGCAGGCCAUGUCCAUGGUUCAUGUUUUGCCCACGGGCAACAGUUCCGGCACCACGGAUGCCCAAAUGUCCCAGGCACCCAAUUCGGCUGCUGCUGCCGCCGCCGCUGCAGCUGCUGCAGCCGCUGCCGCCGUCCAGCAGCAAUAUCCGCCGAAUCAUCCGCUGAGCGGCUCCAAACACUUGUGCUCCAUCUGCGGCGAUCGGGCGAGUGGCAAGCACUAUGGCGUCUAUAGCUGCGAGGGCUGCAAGGGCUUCUUUAAGCGUACGGUGCGCAAGGAUCUCACAUACGCAUGCCGCGAGAAUCGCAACUGCAUCAUCGACAAGCGGCAAAGGAAUCGCUGCCAGUAUUGUCGCUACCAAAAGUGCCUCACAUGCGGCAUGAAGCGUGAGGCGGUACAGGAGGAACGUCAGCGCGGUGCCCGGAAUUCGGCGGGCCGACUUAGUGCCAGCGGCGGUGGAGGCGGCGGCGGCGGUGGCAGCAGUGGACCUGGCUCCGUUGGUGGCUCUAGCACCGGUGGUGGCGGCGGCAGUGGCCUGGGCGGCGGUGGUUCCGGCGGCCUGGGCAGCGGCAAUGGCUCCGAUGACUUUAUGACCAACAAUGUGUCCCGUGACUUUUCCAUCGAACGUCUGCUGGACGCCGAACAGCGAGCGGAAGCGAUGAGCGGCGACCGGGCGUUGUCUUUUCUACGUGUUGGACCCAAUUCCACCGUUCAGCCAGACUACAAGGGCGCCGUGUCCGCCCUGUGCCAGGUGGUCAAUAAGCAGCUAUACCAGAUGGUUGAAUACGCACGAAUGAUGCCGCACUUUGCCCAAGUGCCGUUGGAUGACCAGGUUAUACUGCUGAAGGCCGCCUGGAAUGAACUGUUGAUCGCAAAUGUAGCCUGGUGCAGCAUUGUGUCACUGGAUGACACCAUGGGCAGCGGUGGCGGCGGAGGAGGCGGCGGCCUGGGACACGAUGGCUCAUUCGAACGAAGAUCACCGGUGCAGCAGCCGCAGCAACUGUUCCUCAAUCAGAGCUUCUCAUACCAUCGCAAUAGCGCUAUCAAAGCCGGCGUAUCGGCUAUCUUCGACCGCAUCCUGUCCGAGCUGAGUGUGAAGAUGAAGCGCCUGAAUCUGGACAGACGCGAGCUGGCCUGUUUAAAGGCAAUCAUAUUGUACAAUCCGGAUAUACGCGGCAUCAAGAACCGGGCAGAGAUCGAAAUGUGCCGGGAGAAGGUGUACGCCUGCCUUGAUGAGCACUGCCGACUGGAGCAUCCCGGCGACGAUGGCCGUUUCGCCCAGCUACUGUUGCGCCUGCCUGCGCUGCGAUCGAUCAGCUUGAAGUGUCUGGAUAACCUGUUCUUCUUCCGCAUCAUCAGCGACCGGCCGCUGGAGGAGCUAUUCCUCGAGCAGCUGGAGUCGUCACCGCCGCCAGGCCUGGCGAUGAAACUGGAGUAAACCAGGGCGUCGCCCGUCGAAUGUUUCAUUGUGAUUGCGUUUCUUUGCAUUUCUACCUAAACUCUAUUUCCCUAAGGUCCCGAAUCCUGCGAAUCCCUCGAACCCUUGAACCUCAAAAGUCCCCUUAAUAUUACGCUACAUGUGUAUGUAAUUGUUUAUUUUUUUUAUUACCUAAUAUUAUUAUUAAUGAUAUAGAAAAUGUUUUCCUUAAGAUGAAGAUUGAUGCCUCCUCGACGUUUAUGUAGCAGUAAACGAAAAAACAAAACACCUUAAAUCCAAAACUUGAACACACAAAUCGAAAGAGAAAAGAGAUAAGAACAGAAAACACGAAGAAAACUAAACAAAAAAAAACAAACAAACACAAUAAAGUAAAAGUUAAACUAAAGCAUAAAUAUAAUAUAUAAUAUAUAUAUAAAGGUUAAACAUUAAAGCAUAGUUACGAUGUACAGACGCAUGUAUACAUGCGUGUUCAGUAUAUAAACAUAUAUAUACAUUUCGGCAGAGCCCGCUCUAAAUCAAUUGUAAUUACUUUUUAACAUAAUUGUACCCCAGCGUUAUCAGUUACAUGUGAGACGAAAAACCAACAACAACAACAACAAAUAUAUAUAAAUAUAUAUCUAUAUG